Messenger RNA from Eptesicus fuscus (big brown bat), 2243 nucleotides. Its product is annotated as cytochrome P450 2B11. Gene Ontology annotation, cellular component: cytoplasm; intracellular membrane-bounded organelle. The coding region runs from base 1 to 1476 and encodes 491 amino acids. Gene Ontology annotation, biological process: xenobiotic metabolic process. The record is from RefSeq and is a predicted model, not a curated record. Gene Ontology annotation, molecular function: oxidoreductase activity, acting on paired donors, with incorporation or reduction of molecular oxygen, reduced flavin or flavoprotein as one donor, and incorporation of one atom of oxygen; iron ion binding; heme binding. Lineage: Eukaryota; Metazoa; Chordata; Mammalia; Chiroptera; Vespertilionidae. The transcript is spliced from 9 exons.
AUGGAGCUCAGCGUCCUCCUCCUCCUUGCUCUCGUCACAGGACUCGUGAUUCUCCUGGCCAGGGGCCACCCAAAGGCACGUGGCCACCUUCCGCCAGGCCCCCGUCCCCUGCCCUUCUUCGGGAACCUUCUGCAGAUGGACAGAGGAGGCCUACUCAAAUCCUUCCAGAGGCUCCGAGACAAAUACGGGGAUGUCUUCACCGUGUACCUGGGGCCCAGGCCUGUGGUCAUACUAUAUGGGACAGAGGCCAUCCGGGAGGCCCUGGUGGACCAAGCUGAGGCCUUCUCCGGCCGGGGGAAAAUCGCUGUUGUUGAUCAAGUCUUUCAAGGAUAUGGUGUGGUGUUUGCCAACGGGGAACGUUGGAAGGCUCUUCGGCGAUUUUCUCUGGCCACCAUGAGGGACUUCGGGAUGGGCAAGCGGAGUGUGGAGGAGCGGAUUCAGGAGGAGGCACAGUGUCUGGUGGAGGAGCUUCGGAAAUCCCAGGGAGCCCUCCAGGACCCCACCUUAAUCUUUCACUCCAUCACUGCCAACAUCAUCUGCUCCAUUGUCUUUGGAAAACGCUUUGCCUACAGAGACCCUGAUUUUCUGAGGCUUCUGGACAUGUUCUACCAGUCGUUCGCACUCAUCAGCUCCUUCUCCAGCCAGGUGUUUGAGCUCUUCUCUGACUUCUUGAAGUACUUUCCUGGCACACACAGGCAAAUCUACAGAAACAUGCAGGAAGUCAAAGACUUCAUUGGCCACAGCGUGGAGAAGCACAGGGAGACCCUGGACCCCAACGCCCCCCGGGACUUCAUUGAUACCUACCUGCUCCGCAUGGACAAAGAGAAGUCCCACCCAAACAGCGAGUUCCACCACCAGAACCUCCUCAACACCGUGCUCUCUCUCUUCUUUGCUGGCACGGAGACCACCAGCACCACUCUCCGCUAUGGAUUCCUGCUAAUGCUCAAAUAUCCCCACAUCGCAGAGAAAGUCCACAAGGAGAUUGAUCAGGUGAUUGGCUCACAUCGCCCUCCAGCCCUUGAUGACCGGGCCAAAAUGCCAUACACUGAAGCAGUCAUCCACGAGAUUCAGAGAUUCGGAGACCUGAUCCCUAUUGGUGUGCCCCACGUGGUCAUCAAAGACACUAACUUCCGAGGGUACAUCAUCCCAAAGGACACUGAAGUAUAUCCCAUCCUGCACUCCGCUCUCUUUGACUCACGUUACUUUGACACACCAGACACCUUCAACCCUAACCACUUUCUGGAUGCCAAUGGGGCACUUACGAAGAAUGAAGCUUUUAUGCCCUUCUCCCUAGGGAAGCGCAUUUGUCUUGGCGAAGGUAUCGCCCGUGCGGAAUUAUUCCUCUUCUUCACCACCAUCCUCCAGAAUUUCUCCGUGGCCAGUCCCGUGGCCCCUGAGGACAUUGACCUCACACCCCGGGAGUGUGGAGUGGGCAAGCUGCCCCCAGUGUACCAGAUCCGAUUCCUGUCCCGCUGAGGACAGGAAGGAAGGAGAACAAAGGAUCCCAGGGUCAUGAAGUAUUCCCACCUCUGCAGGGAUGUUGCCUGACUCUACCCAUGUUCUGCAUCUGAGAGAUCUGCUACAAGCCAGUCUCCUCCUUCCUCCUUGGUUGCCACCUCCACGAGAAAGUCCAUUCUGCAGUCUGCCCCCUUCCAUCAUGCUGCAGCUCUUCCAAAGACCCAAGGAGGUGUUCUCCUUUCCUCUGUUAAUAGAAUUCCAGACGUGGUGUAUGUAUAGAAAUUGGAACACUCAGCUGAGGAUCUCUCCGCGGUUCUGCCCCGUAGGCCACUGCUUACCCUGAGUGACUUCUCCCUUCCUUAGAACAACCACAGCCUCCAUUUAACAACUCCUUGUGCUCCGUGAUCUGUACAUACAUGAUCUUGCUUGAAUACUAUUCCCAGUAGCCCCAUGUGGUGGGUACAAUAAUCAUGUCCAUUGUACAGAUGAGUAUGCAGAGGCGGGACAAUGGCAUCGGUUGUCUGAAGUCACAUGGUUAGUGAGUGCAGGCGCAAGAUUCACACUCAGUCUCUGUAGCUCUAGAACUCAAAUAUUUUAUCAAAGCUCCUCCCAUCCAUAUAUUUUUAAAUUAAUCUGAAACUCAGAGACAAAAAACAUCAGCUAUUUUUACUAGUGUAAUUUAGUGCUUUCUGGAUUUGCCUCUUCUACAUAAUUCCUAUAAGGAAAUCAUAUAUGUGGCCUUUUGUGAAUGACUUCUUUCUUUUUUUUAAUUUAAUAAAUCUUUA